Messenger RNA from Opisthorchis viverrini, 611 nucleotides. RefSeq lists its product as hypothetical. Lineage: Eukaryota; Metazoa; Platyhelminthes; Trematoda; Opisthorchiida; Opisthorchiidae. Bases 35 to 436 code for a protein of 133 amino acids. The transcript is spliced from 4 exons. Gene Ontology annotation, cellular component: BLOC-1 complex; BORC complex; gamma-tubulin complex. The record is from RefSeq and is a predicted model, not a curated record. Gene Ontology annotation, molecular function: gamma-tubulin binding. Gene Ontology annotation, biological process: endosomal transport; lysosome localization.
CCACCAUUUCGUCUUUUAAAGCCUUUUUAUAACCAUGUCGGAUACCCCAGGUUCGUUGGAGUCGUCUGCUUCAACGGGUGCUACACCUAUGAGUUCCGUUUCCCCAAUCUCCAAGGAGCAGCAUGUAAUGCAAAGGACUUUGUCAGCCAUAACAAGUUACCUCGACUGUAACGUAGAAGGUACCCUGUUGGACUUUUCCUUGCUUCGUCGCUUAAACGAAGCAUCUACCAACCACUUUGCGGAACUGAACGGGUCUGCGAAUGAGAUUGCACGAAAGUUAACCGACGUGAAUGAACGAUAUCUGGCUCUCAAAUCAUCUCUGAGGAAGUUGGAUGAGUUUGACACAAAGAUCAGGCAGCUGGAGGACGCAGCUGCCGCCGUUGAACAAUAUACAAAACAGCUUGAAACACAAAUUCAUGAAGUCGAACACAGCUAAUCAUGUGGCAUACGGCAGGUUAUUGUACGUGCGCAGCGUCCACAAUCUGUGCAGCUGGUGACAUCACAAGAACUGCAUAAUUUUCCCUCAUGCCCAUUUGUAACUUUUUCAAUAAAUUUUUUUCUUACUUUGUUCUUUCAGUUUGUAAUUCGACCAUAUAAACAUGAUCCACCUG